UGGGUUUUCGGAUGUUGGUGACGCAGUGAAGUCAGGCUGUGGUAAAAUGUUUCCUGUAAAUCACAUGGAAGCUGAACGACAGUUUGUAGAGAGUGGGGAACGAGCCAGGGGUGGAAGAGCUGAGUAGUAUGUCUGUGGUGGCGGGGGCACGGCCGUGGGCCUUUAUCCUGACAAUGUCUACUCUCCAAGUGCUUGGAGAAAUACCGAUACCUACAAAUUUACAAAUUCAUGCUUAUAAUCUAAAGUAUGAGCUUAAAUGGGAUGAUGUGCAACGAGAUAAUUACAGUGUGAGCUAUACUGUACAGCGCAAAAGAAUUUGUGAAGCACAAGUAAACCACGUAAUGAACAUUAAUACUAAUGUUGGAAACUGGGCAGACGUGAAGGGAUGUAAAAGCAUCAACGAAACACAAUGUGAUUUAACUUCAAAGAACAUCCAUUUUUUUGGAAGCUAUACCUUCCGUCUACGAGCACAACAGGGGAAUCAAACAUCAGCUUGGUUGAAAUCAGCAUGCUUUGCGCCCUAUAAACACAAUAAAAUUGGUCCUCCGUCGAUACAAAUGGACUCAAACGAAAAUACUCUUAAUGUCUACAUCUCAGACCUACAAACAGAAAAUAGCAAAUCCAUCCAGAAAACUUACAAAGAUAUUAAAUACAGGAUAAUUUUCUGGAAAAAAUAUUUAAACCAAACUAUACAUGUGAAAAACAGCACACGUACACUAGUGUCACUGGAACUUGAACCUUGGACUACAUACUGUCUGCGUGUUCAGAUUUUCAGCUCUACAAUUGGAGUAGAAGGACAGUUUAGUGAGGUGGUAUGCCACAUGACUAAAGGUACUAUUCCACUGUGGCAGAUUGGUGUAACCUUUAUCAUCUCACUGGUGGUUGUUUUUGGUGUGACAUUAGGAUGCUUAUUCUGUAUAUAUUGCACAUACCGAUGCAUAAAGUAUGCCUUCUUUCCACCACACAUUUUGCCAGAGCAUUUACAAGAGUAUUUCAGUGAACCUACCCAGAAUGCAUUCAUUGAACUAGCACCAGAGGAAGAUGCUGAAGAGUGCUGUGAUCAACUCAAAGUCAUUUUUGAAACUGAAAACCUGAGUACAUACUCCAGUUCUUUAACUUUACCAAAUACUGGAAAUGAGAUAAGUGAUGACAAUGGUCAAACCAGUACAGAUUCUGGACAGUUUUCUAAUGAAGGAAGUUCCAACAGUAACAGUUCGGAAGAAUCAGAGGGAAGUGUAUUAACCAGGCUAGAUCUGCAGAUUUCAACUGGGUCCUUUUAUGAUUAAAGAUUCUGUUGAUCUUCAACAUUUCAGGGAAAUGGUUGUUCAAGCUGCCAUAAGCAAAUAUGGUGCGAAAAAAAUAAAUGUUUUGGAUGUAGGGACCAAAUAUUAUAUUUCCAGAUUUGCUGAUGGCACAAAACUAGGUGGAAAUGUGAGUUGUAAGAAGAAUGCAAAGAUGCUUCAAGUAAAUCUUAAACUGACUGAGUGGGCAAGAGUUUGGCAGAUGAAAAAUGAUAUGAAAACCUUUGGAAUUGUCAACCUUGGUAAGAAAAACAGUUUCUCUUAAAUGGUGGAAGAUUGGAAAAUGUUGAUUUUCAAAGAGACCUGGGUGGCCUUAUUCGUACAUCACUGAAACUUAACAUUUUUAUGAUCCUAGCUGAUACUACUACUGGAGAAGUCAUUCUGGCCUAACAGAUUUAUUUUUUAAAGUUAUUUAAUAUGAUGGUCAUUAAUUGAAACAUUGUCACUUGAGGCUGCAGUGUUUCUGUAACAAUAGAACAGAAUUUUGUUAUAAAAUGGUGAAAACACAAAAAUAAGCUAAUGAGAUCAAACAUAAUUAGAAAAAAAAUCUUAAAAUGCACAGCAAAACAAAGUCAAAGCUGUUCUCUGACAUCACUUCACAGUGAUGCAAAUUCAUAGAGGUUACCGCUAUAUAUCUAAUUACUAAUUUUGACUUAAUUGAUCUUCCUCCGUUCUUACCUGUGAAAUGUGAAAUUGUUUUACAUGAGUAUGCACAAAUCUAAGAGUUUAGAUUUUCUCAGUCCCUCGUAGUCUGCAAAUUUCUAACCAGACAUUCCUGGUUUGGAUGUUGCACCAAACUUAAUAUUUCUACUGAGGUAGUGGUGCUUGCCACGAACUGUUCUAUUCUCCUUUUUCAGAGAGAAGCUAUAUUUGCUUCUACCCCAGCCAAGUAUCCUUCAAAUUCCAAAUAACAUUUGAUCUCUGGGUUUCCAAAUAAACAGUCAAGCUUUGAUCAUCCUGAACCAAAAAAAACACUAGCUGAUGGCUCUCUGUGUUUACCCACAUUCAUAAACCACCACAUUAAAAACAAUUCUCCAUUAUGUCUAAAAGUUUCAUGCUCUCUGAGAGAUACUGCAUGAGGUCACUGCUCCAGAAAGACUUCAAGGAGAAAGUGAGGACUGCAGAUGCUGGAGAUCAGAGCUGAAAAUGUGUUGCUGGAAAAGCGCAGCAGGUC
Chiloscyllium plagiosum (whitespotted bambooshark) is the source of this 2475-nucleotide messenger RNA. Its product is annotated as interleukin-10 receptor subunit beta-like. Gene Ontology annotation, cellular component: plasma membrane. Lineage: Eukaryota; Metazoa; Chordata; Chondrichthyes; Orectolobiformes; Hemiscylliidae. Gene Ontology annotation, molecular function: cytokine receptor activity; protein binding. The record is from RefSeq and is a predicted model, not a curated record. Gene Ontology annotation, biological process: cytokine-mediated signaling pathway.